Molecule: messenger RNA, 4233 nt
Organism: Plasmodium cynomolgi strain B
Lineage: Eukaryota; Apicomplexa; Aconoidasida; Haemosporida; Plasmodiidae
Exons: 2
Coding region: 1-4233 (1410 amino acids)
Source: RefSeq, a predicted model, not a curated record
AUGAAUUAUGUCAUCAUAUUUUUCCUUUUGCUCAUAAAAUAUGGUAAAAGUGUGAUAGGUACAGAAGCGCAGAAUACAAAUCCUAACAACGAUAAUAACCCGUAUGAUGAAAGCGAAAUUGACGAAAAAUGGAGGUUAUACCAGUUGGAGACGAACCCAUUUAUAGAUCUGAAGCAUCCGAAUUUCAAUGGCGACUUCAUCAGGUGCAUCGAUGAGUACUACGUUUACGAGACGAAGGAGUACAAUGCAUAUAAAAAGGAAAGAUAUAACAACAUAAAAAAUUACAAAACAUUCGAAAAGAAGCAAUUCAAUUGUGCCAUCAAUUUGUUUGCCCAUGGGAGACCAAAUUCAAGAAACGCAAAUGAUUACAAAAUAUGGAGUGCUGCAGCGAAUAUAAACAAAUACCAAGCCAUGUUACAGAAAAAGUACAGCAAGUAUAUUAUUUACACCCCAUUUAUCAGUCUUUCAAAUUUUCUAGGAACACAAGGGCUAUACACACACCUUAACUACGCUUACCUGUUGGCAAAUAGAAUGGCCCUAACGUUUAAAAAUAUGAUGGAAGAUGACACGUGUUAUAAUUAUGAUGUUUUUAUCCAUUCUCAUUGUUACGGUGCAAAUAUAAUUCGAUUAAUGUUUACUCUAGAUAAUGAAAUUUGGAAAUUGAUGGAUAAGGCUUUGAUAAAUGUUACGUACGAAAGGGAAGUGCUAGCCAUACUUGAUGACAAUUUCAAACUGACACUAAAGGAUAUUAAUAUAAUUACUGACAAGAGCAACAUACAGUAUAGGAAGGACCCAUAUUUUAAAAUUCAUAAGUACUAUUUGUAUAAGUCCUUUCAAUCCAAAUUAAGUAAAAAAAACGUAAGCGAAGGUUUUGACGACAUAUUUAAUGACCAUAAUGUCACGUAUGGUGUUCUUCCACAGGCGAGCAGUAGUGCUGACCAAGAUAGAGGAGGCAAAAGCUCCAUCGAUAGUUUAGUGGCUCAACCAGGAACGAGUGGUGCACAAGGGGGAGGUGAAGAAGAAGAAGAAGAGGAAGAAACAGAAUCGGACAAUGACGACGAAUUUAUUUUCUACAUAAAACAAAAAAAAGCGUCUAAAAAAGGAAGACGGUCAUCGAACAGAUCUUUGAAAAGAUUACACACCUACUUGCUAAAUAAAAAAUUUAAUUUGUUAAGUAUCGUCUCGACGGGACCCCCCCUUGUCGGUAUUGUAUCCAACAUGGAAGACAUACGAGUCGGUCAUCAGAAAUUAAUGAGGUACAAAUUUAUGUUCCAAAAUGUGCCUUCCUUUUUGAGAUCGAAACUGUUAAAAACGAGGGAUGCACAAGAAUUAUUACAUGUGGUGAAUCCAGGGUUAUUAUGUCUACUAGCUCUACAUGAAAAGCUUAAUUACAAUUAUGAAAAAGAUACAGGUUCUUUAAUCUCUCUUUUUAAAAAUGUAAAUUAUUAUUCCGAUUUGGACAAUGAUGAACUUAUGAGUUUACACACCAGCUUAGGGUUACAUUCCACACUGCACAUGAGAUCGCUAAGCUACUACAUUUUGAAUUUCAGAAAUGAGUACUACCACCGCACGUAUACCCUCCCAGCGCAUUUAUCAAAUAUUAACGUUUCGAACAAUUAUGCAUUCUUUGAGUAUAUAAAGAAUAAUAAAGUAUGUUCCCAAAUUAAGAACAGCGAGUUGGAAAGGUUCGUCUCCUAUUUGAAUGAAAUUGUAAAUUUUGAUCAAAAACCCCAGCCAUAUAUUCCUCAUAGGCAAAUUUACAAAAAUCCCUUCUUGGCACACUACGUCAUACCGUACAUGCAAGAAAAUAACAUAUAUACCCCUCACUCUAUAUUGGGAACGGGUAGGACAUCACUAUUACUGUACUCCUAUGACAUAUACAAACAUAUAGCGAUGAACGGAUUUAGUGAUAGGAAUGUGAUCAAAAAUGAUAUUAGCUUUUUGUACGAUGCGGACCCUUUUAUAUACUACAACUGGAUGACCUACGUAGGAAAUCAAAAUGAUGUUGAUCAGGAUAAUUUUAUCAAGGACUUUUAUGUAUACUCAGAUAAUGUAAAUAUGAACCUGAUGCAAAAUUUAUUUAAUAUGUUUGUGUCCACACAUUAUGUGAAAUUUUUUAUAUUUAGUAAAAAUAACACAGCGGAUGUAUACCGUAGUUUGCACAGAACUCUGAGAACCUUCUCCCUACCGAUUAAUAAAGUGGUUCUGAGAAGACAGAAAGAGAAGAAAAUUAACUUCCCUUUGCUAAAAAAUGCCCAAUUAGAUCAUGACGAUAAUGUCAUAUAUGAAUAUAUGUGCAGGUACACCAACUUUUUAAAAACAUUUUCCUACUUUAAUUCUCUGCAGUACAUUACAAACGAAACGUUCAUUCUUAACCAUGAGACUUUUAAAAAGUACCAAAAUGAUCGCAUGGGGGAGUUAAGAAAUGAAAUAAAAAAGGCACACAAAUUUAUUGAAGAAAACAGCAGCUUCAGCGAUAUGAAGCAUAAACUCAGUGCCAUGUACAACAUUGAAAAUACAGCUAAUAGCAACGAACGGGAACUUGAAGUGAACGAAGAAAUAGGAGACCUCACCACAUUCGAAUCCGCUAACUACGCACUUGAGGAAAGCAAAGAAAAUAGCAACAGCAACGACAGCAUUCAAAAUAUAGAUAGAACGUAUGUUACUUAUCAUGGUAUCUAUGUAAACAUUAGACGUACCAUGACUCUUAUGGAAGCCUUUCAAUCCAUUUCCAUGUACAACAGCAUCUACGAAAAUAUGCAGUAUAUCGAGUUUUUAAUUAAAGGAUCAGCAUAUAAUGAUGUGGAAGACCAUUUGAACAAUCUGGACGAUAUAAACUCCUGUCUCUUUGAUAAAAACGAAGAUAUCGAACUUGACUUUAUUUCAAAAUAUUGCAACUACGAUCAGCAGGCCUACUUCCAUAUAAAAAAAUUAUAUUCCUCGCGAAAUCUAUACGUUUUGAAAUCCUUAAAACACUGUAACUAUCCAAAAUAUAGAUACUUGAAAUUAUGUGAAAAUUUGAACCUCCUCAAAACGUUUUUCCAAUCCGAUUUAAGUGUUACUCUGUCCACAUUACACGAACGAGAGAAAAAAAGAAUGGCUAACAUGAGGGAUGCAAUCGAAAGAGAAAUCCACGAAUCAGAUAUACUCUCCAUUAGCAAUGAUUCCCUGGCAGCUAUCUUUCAUUACAAAAAUGAAGAUAUUAGCACCUUUAAAAUUAAUGCUUGCUUUAUCAUUCCAGAGAAACCCCUUAUUCAAAAUUUGUUUUCCAAUGAGGAGGAUAAGCAAUCUACAGAAGAGGGCGCAAAAAUGAAAACUGUGAGAAAGGUCAGCGAUGGCCACGUUAGUGCCAGCGCCAUUGACCUUAAUGCCAUGACUGGAAGUACCACCAGUUUGGACAGCAACGCCAGUAGCCUUAGCGGAAGUCCCGGUAGCACUAGCAGCCUCCACAGCCUUGAAAGUCUAAGCAGCUACCACGGUGUCGUCAGUGACGUGAUCGAAACAGGGUACGAACUGGAGCGAGAGUUGGGCCUGGUCGCCCAGAUGGGAAUGGGCCUUGGAAGUGGAAGCAAUAAGGAGCAGCAGAAGGAAAAGGAAAUGGAGAAGAAGGAAAGGGAGAGGAAGGAAAUGGAGAAGAAGGAAAGGGAGAAGAAGGAAAGGGAGAAGAAAGAAAGGGAGAAGAAAGAAAGGGAGAAGAAAGAAAGGGAGAAGAUCGAAAGGGAGAAGACCGAAAGGGAGAAGAGCGAUAACAGUUACGCCCACAGCAGUAGCAGUCACAACAGCAGCGGCCAGAACGUCUUCUGCACCGAAGUGACUCUGCCAGUCCUGCUUCGAAGGAACGUCCUCAAAAGCGCCCACGACAUCUACAUGCGGGCCAUCCGAAACGUCAUGCAGAGCACGCACUUCAGAAGAGCCUUCAACAUAAGGGAGGGGGAGGAACCCUACGAGUCCUUCAUUUACUUCUUUGACAAAUUCGCCUACGUCUACAACAAAAAAAAUAAGUAUGCGCGCACAGGUGACGUCAAGACGUUUAAUACACCUCAAAACAUUAAGUGGAACUACUUCUACUAUUUGUUAAAGUAUGGCUCGGGAACGAAUUACAACAAUGAGGUCUUUUUGGAAAACUUCUUUUAUGGGAAGGAAUCAAAUCUGGUGAAACCAAAGAAGGAUAACAUUUUAAAGGAGUUCCUAGUCCACUUCACCGUCUUCUUUUACCUCUUCAAGUUGGACUAA